AUAUAGAGAGAGACGAGAGUCGAUCAACAACAGGGUGUUCGCAUCCUCACCUACCCCUCCCGAUUUCUCGGCACGAUCAUCUAGCGGAGAUUACAAUAGCAGCAACAGCGGCAAAACACGUGGGGAAAGCAACAGGGGUGAUAGUGUCGAUGGCUCCAGAAAAGAUCAGCAUGAUGAUCCGAAAUCUUCUAGUCCCCUGAAUCCUCCUUCUGUCGGUCCACCUCCAUCUGUCAGCAAAUCGUCUCCGUCCACUCCGCCGCCAUCACCUUCCAGCAACCCUUCCGCGUUCUCCAGCAGGCCGGAGUCUCUGAAACAGAAUCAAAUACCACGCCCGGUUAAAAGCGGCCCGGGACAAGGAGGCGUGGUUAAAGCCAACACACAGUAUGGAUUGGUAGAAGAUGGUAGUAUGCAGGAGUAUAACCGAUCUUCCAAUGGAGGAGCAGCCAACUUUCCUGUAGCCGUUGUAGGUUCUACGAUUCCGCCGUCUAGACCAUUUUCCAACCCUCCCCCGUUUCGGCCUCCUCCUAGUCCAGUAGCCGGGAUUGACAUGCAGCUUAGGCAGCAGCAAGAGCAAGGACAGCGACCGAAACCCGCAAUGGACUCCGAAUGGAUCAACUUCAUGUCCCCGGACUGGUAUCCAGUCAAGCCAAUCUGGCAGGGUACUGAGCAGUGCGUUCUGGAGCAAAAGGACCUCCUCCUCUCGCUUCCCCGUCUCUGGAGAAUGAUGCUGCUCAGCGAUGGCUCAGUUACCCGCCAUGUGGAGCUCCUGCUGGGGGAGCAAGUCACCGUGGAUUGUGUGGAGAUGCGCGGUAUUGGUCAUGCACUUCUGGGUUUGCCUCCUGGCACAGCGCUGGUGCCCGGACCACGAGUUCAGAGACAGGUCCAUUUGAAGCCUGCUUCCGGCGAGGUAUUGGUGUAUGCUGCCUCUUGGUGGGCGGCAGAGGAGGUAAAGUCAGCACUACCAGCUGUGCAGCAGCCUGUAUGGAAGACCUUGCAGCAGCAGAGGACAGAACUCUUUCGCUCACUAGAGCGACUGUAUUAUGGGACCUCUCCUCAUCUAGAAAGCGGUCGUUUUUCUCCAAACGCGCGUCUCUACGGCAUCGCAGCCUUGGGAAUGUCGCGGCUUGUAACAGGGCUCAUGGUGCUGAUGCUGCUGGCAGCGGUAGUCCCUAGGCCGACUUUCGCCGCUUCUCGGCACGAUGGGAUUCUGCAGUGCCCUGCCGGCAACAGCACUGGCGACCUCUUCCUCCCAGCCUUAGAGGCAGGCGCUGUUGCUGCCGGCACCGUGCCUUGGCACACCACCAGGGGGAAGUUUCUGCUGCUGCACUGCGUGCGAGGCCAGAUCAGCAACCGGGUUCUCUGCAUCAAGAAUCACCUGCUGCUAGCCGGCCUGCUCGGCCGCACGCUCAUAGUGCCAUUCCACCACUCAGAGGUGGUGCGCAACUACAACAUGCACGUGGCUCUCGACGUGGAGCACCUCAGGCGCUGCUUCGGCAAGGUGGUGUUCACCACAGCAGAGUAUCGGCGCAAGUAUGUGAAGCCGAUCAAUGUGACGGAGGUGGUGUGCUGGCACGGGCCCAAGGGCGCGUGCAGGGAGGAGGACAAAGAAUUAUUGCUCAACUGCCCGGCGCCUGAGACCAUGAACACCCCGGCCUCAGUCCUGGUUGGAGGGGACGGAGAGGCUCUCAGAAAGAUCGGCAAGCCGGGGUUUGUGUUCAACACGCGGGUGCGCAUCACCCGCACGCUCUUCAGGGGGCAGCUCACCCGCUUGACAGGCAACCACACGGCCCUUGCGGCAUGCCUGCCCAUGGCGGCUUCCAAGUCACAGGUCCUAGAGGCAUAUGGAAACAACCAGUCUCCGGUACUAGUGGUGGGGGACUUAGUCAACAUUCACUUCACAGAGUGGCCUGAGAGCGACGCGGCUCUCGACCUCCCGUUCGAGCGCUCAAGCGAAUGCCCCACGGCGCUGCUCAUCAAGCCGGCAGCAGCCAUGUUCUUUGCAGCCGAGCUGUUUGUGCGCGAGACGUUUCAGCGCGAGCGGUUUGUCGGCAUGCACUGGAGAAGAGGGGACUUCAAGGCCUACUGCUUCUGGCACGGACCCAAGAACGCAUGUUACUUCCCCGUACAGCAGGUGGCGUAUUGGGUGUAUCGCAAGAUGAGGGAGCUGGGCAUCAACAACCUUUUCCUCGCCACCAAUGCCAAGCAUGCCGAGGAGCCGUCCGAUGAAGAAUCGGACGGUGAUGGAGGCGGGGACUUCGGAACCAUGGUUAUGAAACCUGGAAGCAGACGCGAAAGCGGCGGCGGCGGUGGUUGGCGUGGGGGAGGUGAUAAUAAGGGGGGCCAGUAUGCAGGGGAUAGUGACGAGGAAGGGGGAGGGGAUUUCGGAACGAUGGUGAUGCGGCCACGUGGCACGCGACGAGACGACGAUGACGGGAGUGGUGUGGAAUCGGACGGUUCAGAAGGAGGGGAUUUUGGAACCAUGGUGGUGAGUCGCGGAAAUAAAGGAAGCAGCGGGAGGGGAAGGAGAAGGGACGAGGAGGAGGAGGAGGAAGACGAGGAUGAUAAUAGCGGGGAUUUCGGAACAAUGGUGGUGAGCAGAGGGGGUGGAAGGCGGAAGGGGGGGCGAGAGGAGGAGGAAGAGGAGGAAAGCGAGGAAGGGGAUUUUGGAACGAUGGUGGUUAGUAGGAAGAGUGGAGGAGGAGGGGGGAGGGGAAGAGCGGAAAGAGAGGAGGAAGGGGGAGGGUUGGCAGCAGCAGCUGCUAGCAUGCGAGCUCAGAUGGGGAGGGGUGGUGGGGGGAGAAGGGGAGGAGGGGGAGGAAGAGGAGGGCGGAGGAGAGAGGAGGAGGAGGAAGAGGAGGAGAGUGAUGGAGAUGGGGACUUCGGAACGAUGGUUGUGAGUAAAACGAAGGGUAACAGGAGGCGAGAAGAGGAGGAAGAGGAAGAAGAGGAAGAUGAGGAGGGUAGUGAAGAGGGGGAUUUUGGUACGAUGGUGGUGAGCAAGUCGGCCAAAAAAAAAGGGCGGUGGCGAAAGGAAGAGAGCGAAGAGGAGGAAGAGGGGGACUUUGGAACGAUGGUUGUUUCGAAACGGCGAGGCCGCAGCGACGACGAGGAGGAGGAGAGCGAUGAGGAGGAUGAUGAGGAUGAGGAGGAGGAAGAAAAUCAGUUUGGCACUGUGGUGGUAUCUGGGAAGAGCAAGGGGGGAGGGCGGAGGAAGAAGGGGGGGAAAGGAGGGAAGGGGGAGAAGGACGGGACUGGGUCUCUGGCAGCGGCAGCAAGGAGCAUGGCAGAGCACAAAGAUGUUGCUCCCAAGGCGAAGAAGGGCGGAGGAGGGGGCGUGGCAGGGUCGAGCAUCCAUGUGUCCAGGGAGGACCCCACACUGAAAUACGAGCUGCUGGAGGAACUGGGCAAGGGUUCAUACGGUUCAGUGUACAAGGGGCGAGACCGCAUUAGCUCAGAGCUGGUGGCUAUUAAAGUCAUUUCGCUGGCUGAAGGGGAGGAGGGAUUUGAGGAGAUAAGGGGGGAGAUCGAGAUGCUGCAGCAGUGCAACCACCCCAACGUCGUGCGCUAUCAUGGCAGCUACCAGGGAGACGACUUCCUGUGGAUCGUGAUGGAGUACUGUGGUGGUGGCAGCGUGGCUGACCUCAUGAACAACACAGACUCGCCUCUUGAGGAGGGCAUGAUUGCCUACGUGUGCCGGGAAUCUAUCAAGGGCCUGGCCUACCUGCACGAGAUAGGCAAGGUGCAUCGGGACAUCAAGGGAGGCAACAUCCUGCUUAGCGACUCGGGGGAGAUCAAGCUGGGAGACUUCGGGGUGGCGGCGCAGCUGACUCGUACCAUGUCCAAACGCAACACGUUCAUAGGCACGCCCCACUGGAUGGCGCCCGAGGUGAUUCAGGAGAGUCUGUACGACGGCAAGGUGGACGUGUGGGCGCUGGGCAUCACUGCCAUUGAAAUGGCCGAGGGCCUGCCACCGCGAUCCAACAUCCAUCCCAUGCGAGUGCUUUUCAUGAUCUCCAGAGAACCAUCCCCCACAUUGGAGGACCCUGAGAAAUGGUCCCUUUUGUUCCACGAUUUCGUGGCCAAGUGUCUGAUUAAGGAGCCCAAGCAGCGCCCCACGACACCAGCACUGCUGCAGCACAAGUUCAUCGAGAGGUGCAAGGACACUGCUGUGGUGCUCAAGAAGCGGAUCGACCAGGCCAAGGCGAUGCGAGAAGAGGCAAAGAAGCAACGGCUAGCUGCCGCAGCUUUGGAGGAGCAGAACAGCGUUUCGGAAGAUUCCAUGGGCACAGGCACAGUGAAGCAGAGGGGAGACGCCAUGGGGGGGACAGUGAAGGCUCGCUCUACACCAUCCGCCUAUGCUGAUGAUGACGAACCUGAUUUCGGCACGUUUGUGAACAAGGACUAUGAGUCUGAGGAUGAGGCCAUGGACACGGGCACGAUGCGCGUCGCCAGGUCAGACGAGCCGUCCGCCAAGUCAGCAGCCGCCACGUCAGCAGCGGAGGGCGUGGAAUCGUCUUCCGAUAACAUCGGCGCUGCGCUGGCGGCGUUGGGCGGGCAGCGCAAGGCCAAGCCGGCCCAGGCCAAGUCCGCCCCGGCGCGCCGAUCAGAGCGCCCUCCUGUCCCGCCGAAGCAGGCAGCAGCAGCGGGCAUGGAGUUAGAGGCGAAGAGGAGAAAGGGCACGGAUUUCUUUGCAGGGGCGAGACAGGCUAUGGAGGAUGGGACGAGGCAGGCCAUUGCUGACAGCACCCGGCCCGCUCAGAGAGCCAGCCCUGGGCUGCAGGAUAAGCUAUCAGCGGUGUAUGCAGCGGGCAACACAGUCCCCAUCCCCUUUCUCCGCGCGUGUGACAUCUCCCCUCUCUCCCUCAUCGCCUCAUCCGGCCCCGACGGGGCUCCCUUUGACCAGUGCGGGCUGGAGGCGAUUCAAGAGCUGUCAGGGAGUGGUGGGCUGGCAGGCAGCAAGGGCGCCAGACGAACACCUGCUGCUGAGGUGCCACUACCCCCCAGUGUGUACCGCAGACUAGCCAACAGCACCACCCUCCCCAAUCUUGCCCGAGCGCUGGCGUACCAUAAACA
Molecule: messenger RNA, 5073 nt
Organism: Closterium sp. Naga37s-1
Lineage: Eukaryota; Viridiplantae; Streptophyta; Zygnematophyceae; Desmidiales; Closteriaceae
Source: the annotation of a GenBank genome assembly